AUGAUGUCUCCGGAGGGCAACGGAGAGCAGGCGGUUGGGUCGGUGUAUCCUGUCGGGGUGGCAACGCCGCCGGUGGUCGCCAAGAGGAUGCGUUUCGCGAGCGCUGACGAGGACACAAACUACGUGGGUGGGACAUGCGCAAAGGACACCUUCGAGGACGACGAGUUCGAGCUGGGUGGCGGUGGAGGUGCCGGUCCGCUCGAGUGCACAGCCGGAAGCGAUCGCAGCAGUAGCAGUAGUUGCGCGACGGUGAUCUACGGUGCCAGUGCCGGUGACAGUGGCCCCGUUGUCGGUGGCAAGUGUGCCGAACUGACGAUCGACAACAAUAAUAGCCCGUUUGGUGGCGGUGGUACUGAUGGUGGUGGAGGUAGUAGCGGCAUUAGCAGCAUCGCGCACAACAACAACAACAACAACAACAACAACAAUUCGAUCAAGAGUCGACUCAGUGAGAUGGACGAGGUCAAGUUUAGUGAGUUCAGCAAAUUUCUCGCCGACAGCGAGAAGGACGAAAGCAUGGCGACCAUCCUGGAGCUGCUGCAUGACAAUUACGGAUUGAUUCAACGCUACGCGUCCGGAUACGAGUGCAAACACGACAAGUGCCAAUACGAGAACCUGCACGAGCAUUUCCACUGCCAUGACACGUUCUGCCGGGGGAAAGUGCUGUACAAGAAGUAUGAAAUCAUACGGCACCUGAAGUGGCACAAAAAGCGCAAGGAAUCGCUAAAGUACGGAUUCUAUCGGUUCUCGUCGUCGGACGAUUGCAGCAUACAGUACGGAGCGUGCCAGCAUAACCACAAGCACACGCACUAUCACUGUGUGCACGACAACUGUGAUAAAGUGUACAUUAGCACGAGUGACGUUCAGAUGCACGCGAACUACCACCGGAAGCAUGAGGCAAUCGUCAAAAAUGGAUUCCAGCGCUUUCGUGCGACCGAAGACUGCAACACCGAUUACUGCAUAUUUCGAGCGCAACGAACAACGCAUUUCCACUGUCGACGUGAGAACUGCAAGUAUGUCUUCAAAAACAAAGCCGAUAUGGAGAAACACAAAACAUACCACCUGAAGGACGAAAUGCUCCUCAGGGACGGCUACAAGAAGUUCCUUAAGACGGAGGACUGCACCUACAAGGACUGCCGGUUUUCGAGGGUGUGCAAUCACAUCCACUGCAUGCACGAAAACUGCCACUACGUGCUGCACUCAAGCGGCCAGCUGCUAAGCCACAAGCGAAAGCACGAACGCAUGGACACGGAGGUGGACUACCGGCGGUUUCAGAUGGCACGCAAUCUGCUCACCAAGUUCAACCAGAGCAAAACGGAGGAGGGCGUCAAGCCAAUCGGUGAGGCUGUUCCCGGACCCUCAGAACCUUUACUGGUCAGCGAGGAUGAACCCAGGCUAUCUCCCAUCCCGCUUCCGACCCAAGAGAGUCCGGUGAAAAACCCUUUCCUUGAUCUGCUCUCGGUGAUGGCCGAGAUCACCUUCCGAGCGCUACCACUGCAGAUGAUGUACCAGAUGCGGAUGCAGCUGCUGCAGCAGAUGAGCUACGAGCAGGUUUUCUCGCCGGAUAACGUGGAAAUGCUGCGCAACCUGACGAUGAUGGGCAGCAUCGAGGAGGCGUACCUUCAGCAGAUAUACGGGAGUGGCCCUCUGGCGGUGGAUCCGGUUAGUAGCCAACUCCACCCAGCGGUAGCUACGAUGGCGCACGAUAAACCACCACCAGCGAAGCGGAAAUACAAGCCUAACGAGUCGUUAGAGCUGCUGGAAUCGCCGGUCGAAACUCCGAUGUUCAUGAAGAAAGAAACACUUAGCAGUACGCCACCCCGAUCAAAGCUGCUCUCGAAUCCUGCGGUAGACUAUCGUUUGCUGAAGAAAGAAGACGCGAGUUCGCCACUGGCAACGACAUCGACUGAUCGUACGAUCGAUCCUUCCACGGCGGUGGUUGAUCGAGAUCGAGCGUUGCUAGAAACGGCCAACUUCCUGCAGUUCAGCUCCAGCAAAACGCUGUUCAACCGCAAGCGAGGUCGUCCGCGAAAGAACCACGUCAUGGAGGUGUACAACAACGUCCAGGACUCGCCUCAGGCCAUAUUUACCAGCUUCAAGCUGGAGAAGAGCGACUCCAGGACGACGUCCACCGAGGUGCAUGCCAGUGCCAGUGUGCCUGCUAGUGUGAUGGAUACGGAACGAAAUGGUCUUUCCGACGCUGGUAGAGCCGGUCUUUCUUCCGAAGGAGCAACACUAAAAAGCUCAGUACUCCAGCACACGUCCAGUGCCGCUGGGUAUGCAGGUUCGACUAGCGGCACACCACACCUUGGAGGGAUGGAUUCGGCGGCCAUCUUUGGAAACUUUUCACAGCUGCUAGAGCGUCAUAUGCGUGAGGUAAAACAAGAUCCCGUACCGACCGUACCGACGCAUGAAACUCGCAAUCACCUGAAAUGUGUCGUUUGUCGGAAUCUGUUUGAGACCUUCGCGGACAUCAAAAACCAUGAGUGCCGCGGUGAUCGAGCGGCGUUGGACAAACCCUUGCUAGCAUUUCCACCAACGCUGGUUCACGCCAGUUGUCCACCGGUUGCGGUGGAUUACCGGAGAUCGCCCUUUUCCGGAGCAGAGCUCGAUGGUACGGUGCCAUCUUCCCGGAGCGCAGGUGUGUCGUUGAUGGCCGCUCCGUCGCUACAUCCGCCGCAGCAAACGCAGACACGGGACUCGAUUUCACUGGUAAAAACGGCCGGCACCUUCUUUCCGGACGUGAACGCAAACAAACUGAAGUACACGUGAGCGUGCAGUUGUAAAUAAAAUGUGAAACUCUGUUAACCAUAGCUAGUAGAGCAACCGCACUGUCAUAAGGUGUCAUAGAUCGGUGAAAUAAGUGGUGGAUUUUGUUUAAGUUGGACAACUGUAGCGUAGAAAAUGAGGCCAAAGGGAGUUCGAAAUCGCUCUUCCCGUA
Molecule: messenger RNA, 2938 nt
Organism: Anopheles nili
Lineage: Eukaryota; Metazoa; Arthropoda; Insecta; Diptera; Culicidae
Exons: 6
Coding region: 1-2769 (922 amino acids)
Biological process (GO): positive regulation of transcription by RNA polymerase II; regulation of neuron differentiation
Cellular component (GO): nucleus
Molecular function (GO): RNA polymerase II transcription regulatory region sequence-specific DNA binding; DNA-binding transcription factor activity, RNA polymerase II-specific
Source: RefSeq, a predicted model, not a curated record